AUGAAUAGUCUUGAAAAUUUAAAUUUACAACAAUUAGUUGCACUACAUCCGUUAUUAACUGAAGAAGAAAAAGAUCGCUCAGUAAUACUGAUAACCGGGAAACAAUAUAUCGUACAAAAUCGACACUUACGAACAUAUCCUGAUACUGUUCUUGGCAAUGAUGAACGACGUAACAAAUAUUAUGAUAAAGAACUUCAAGCUUAUCGUUUUAAUCGGCAUCCAUCGAUAUUUGAAGCUAUUCUAUAUUAUUAUACCAGCCCCGGCAUGCUCAUUCGUCCACCGCAUAUUGAACCAGAAAUAUUUUAUGAAGAAGUGAAAUUUUUUGGUAUAUCGGAUAAAUUAUUAGAAACAUUUAUCGAAGUAGAUAUGGUGCCAUUAAAAGAAGUUCGUCUCUUACCUAACACACGUUUGACAGCAUGGUUAUGGCUAGCAUUGACAUAUCCUGAAGACACAACAUAUGGAAAGGUUGUCUCGUGGCUCUGUAUAUCAAUGACAACAUCAUCAAUGUAUCCAUUUCUUUUCGAAAUUUUACCAACAGUUACUGAACAACGAAAUAUAAUACACAUAUUGGGAUUAGAUUUAAAUAAAAGGUUGUUUUUACCUAUUAUACCUUAUCAUGCGUAUUUAAUUGAGAUUUCCUGUACAGUUUGGUUUUCAUUUGAAUUGAUUCUUCGCGUAAUAACAACACCUACAUUGUCUACAUUAAAAUUUGAUCCAUUAAAUUAUAUUGACAUAAUAACGACUGUAUCAUCGGCAUUUUCUCUGAUCGCAUAUCAUUUACAUAAUACAUCAACACUUUCGAACAUGUUUUCGAUCUAUGGUUGGAUACUGAUAAUGAAAUCAUUUCGAAUUUACCGUCUAGCUCGACAAAUGUCACAUCUGAGAUUAUUAUAUAACGCUAUUUCUCUAUGUUUGAAUGAAGUAGUGACAUUAUUCGUACUAGUUACAUUCUGCAUGUUAUUAUUUGGUACAGCACUGUACAUUUGUGAUAAUUCUAAUUCUGAAUCAAACACAAAAAAUAUUCUUGAUGGAAUGUGGUUAGCUCUGAUAACAUUAACAACAUUGGGAUACGGCGACAUAUUUCCAAGAUCAUUAGAAGCACGAAUUGUAGCUGUGGUGUGUGGUUUAUGUGGUAUAAUUGUUUUUGGAAUGCCAGUGUCAAAUGUUUUUCUAAGGUACGCUUCACUUCUACACAACAGAUGGAAGAGAAACCGAAAUGUUCGUUACGUUCAACUAUGA
Messenger RNA from Didymodactylos carnosus, 1239 nucleotides. Lineage: Eukaryota; Metazoa; Rotifera; Eurotatoria; Philodinida; Philodinidae. The record is from the annotation of a GenBank genome assembly.